Plasmodium vinckei vinckei is the source of this 906-nucleotide messenger RNA. Its product is annotated as protein kinase 6, putative. Gene Ontology annotation, biological process: protein phosphorylation. Gene Ontology annotation, molecular function: RNA polymerase II CTD heptapeptide repeat kinase activity; ATP binding; cyclin-dependent protein serine/threonine kinase activity. Lineage: Eukaryota; Apicomplexa; Aconoidasida; Haemosporida; Plasmodiidae. Gene Ontology annotation, cellular component: nucleus; mediator complex. The transcript is spliced from 8 exons. The coding region runs from base 1 to 906 and encodes 301 amino acids. The record is from RefSeq and is a predicted model, not a curated record.
AUGGAUAUUUCUAAUUUUGAUUUUAUGGAUAUAAUAGGAAAGGGAACAUAUGGAACUGUGUACAAGGCCAUGGAUAAAAAGGAAAAUAAACUUGUUGCAAUAAAAAAAAUAAUAAAAUUGUGUGACCAAAAUUAUGGAAUAAGCAAAAUUAUAUUACGAGAGUUAAGCAUACUUCAAAAAAUAAAUCACAAAAAUAUAAUUGUUUUAAGAAAUAUUUUUUACGGGAAAGACAUAGAACAACGGUUGAUAGGGGAAAACCUGGAGAAUUCGUGUUUGUAUUUAACCUUCGAAUAUUGUGACAUUGAUCUCCUAAAUUUUACAAAAAAAUAUAUUUUAAAUAUCAAGGAAGUGAAGUAUAUAAUAUUUGAACUACUAUUAGCAUUAUGUUAUUUGCAUUCAAAUAAUUAUUUGCAUAGAGAUAUAAAACCAGAAAACAUUUUUAUCAAUUCAAAAGGCGAAAUAAAGUUAGGAGAUUUGGGAUUGUCUGUUGAAAAAAGUGAUAAUAUGACCCCAUCAGUGGUAACAAUCUGGUAUAGACCUCCAGAGUUACUUUUAAAACAAAAUAAUUAUGAUCAGAAAGUCGACAUUUGGAGUUUGGGGUGUUUAUUUGUUGAACUAAUAACUGGAAGGCCUCUUUUCCCAGGGAAAAAUGACCAAUCACAGCUUGAUUUAAUUUAUGCAACACUUGGAAAUAAAACUGAAAUAACAAUGGACAACAGUGAAAGAUAUAAUUCAUUUCCCUACUAUGAGGAGAACAUUUUAAAGAGUAUGAUUUCUGAUGAAUCGGCUUGCGAUUUAAUUUCUAAAAUGUUAAUUUAUGAUCCAUAUUUUAGGAUAUCAUCAAAGGAAGCUUUAAAACAUAGUUGCUUUGAUGAUAUGACCAAGUUACCACCCCUUACCAUAUAG